Messenger RNA from Leptonychotes weddellii (Weddell seal), 4652 nucleotides. NCBI's taxonomy places the organism in Eukaryota, Metazoa, Chordata, Mammalia, Carnivora, Phocidae. The record is from RefSeq and is a predicted model, not a curated record.
UCCGCCGCCCGCAGGCUUGCGGGGAAACUUCCUUAUUAUUGUGACGCCGAAAACGGAGAAACCCCGAGCCGGGCCAGAGGGGCUGUCACAGUCGGAAUCCCGAGCGGCGGUUCGGCGGCCGCCAAGGUCUUCAAGGUGAGGGAAAACCAUUCUGGCUUCUAGUCCAAAUGCCAAGGGUGUGACCUGUGAACUCUAUUCUAGGCUACAUGACUCCCUGAAGGAUCAGAACAAUGUUAUGUUGGGGAUAUUGGUCUCUGGGCCAACCUGGGAUCAGCACCAACCUGCAAGGGAUUGUGGCUGAGCCACAGGUGUGUGGAUUCAUAUCUGAUAGAAGCGUCAAGGAAGUGGCCUGUGGAGGAAACCACUCCGUGUUUCUGCUGGAGGAUGGGGAAGUUUACACCUGCGGUUUGAACACCAAGGGGCAGCUGGGCCACGAGAGGGAAGGAAAUAAGCCAGAGCAAAUUGGAGCUUUGGCAGAUCAGCACAUUGUCCAUGUGGCAUGUGGCGAGUCGCACAGCCUGGCCCUCAGUGACCGGGGCCAGCUGUUUUCUUGGGGUGCAGGGAGUGAUGGUCAACUAGGACUCAUGACUACCGAGGAUUCGGUGGCAGUGCCCAGGUUAAUACAAAAGCUGAACCAGCAGACGAUAUUACAAGUUUCCUGUGGCAACUGGCAUUGCUUGGCUCUUGCAGCUGAUGGUCAGUUCUUCACAUGGGGAAAGAACAGCCACGGGCAGCUGGGCCUGGGGAAGGAGUUCCCCUCCCAAGCCAGCCCGCAGAGGGUGAGGUCCCUGGAGGGCAUCCCCCUGGCUCAGGUGGCUGCAGGAGGAGCUCACAGCUUUGCCUUGUCUCUCUCAGGAGCAGUUUUUGGCUGGGGGAUGAAUAAUGCAGGGCAGCUAGGGCUCAGUGAUGAAGAAGAUCGAGAGUCUCCUUGCCACGUGAAACUCCUACGAACACAAAAAGUCGUCUAUAUUAGUUGUGGAGAAGAACACACAGCAGUUCUCACAAAGUUACUGAAAAAUACGCUCUUGAAAAUUUUUUUGACAGAUCGCUUUAAAUAUCAUAUUGUUAAGCAGAUCUUCUCUGGAGGAGACCAAACUUUUGUACUUUGCUCCAAAUAUGAGAAUUCUUCCCCUGCUGUUGACUUCAGGACAAUGAACCAAGCACAUUACACCAGUUUAAUAAAUGAUGAAACCAUAGCGGUUUGGAGACAAAAACUCUCAGAACACAACAAUGCAAAUACAAUCAAUGGUGUUGUUCAGAUCUUAUCUUCCGCAGCCUGUUGGAAUGGAAGUUUUCUUGAAAAAAAAAUUGAUGAACAUUUUAAAACAAGUCCCAAAAUCCCUGGGAUUGACCUGAACUCAACGAGAGUGUUAUUUGAGAAGUUAAUGAGCUCUCAACAUUCCAUGAUUCUAGAACAGAUCUUGAACAGCUUUGAGAGUUGCCUGAUUCCUCAGUUGUCCAGUUCACCACCAGAUGUCGAAGCCAUGAGAAUCUAUUUAAUACUACCCGAAUUCCCCCUACUCCAGGAUUCCAAGUAUUACAUAACGUUGACUAUUCCCCUGGCCAUGGCCAUUCUGCGGCUGGAUACAAACCCCAGCAAAGUAUUAGAUAACUGGUGGUCUCAGGUAUGCCCAAAAUAUUUCAUGAAGCUGGUAAACCUCUAUAAAGGUGCAGUCGUUUAUCUGCUGAGAGGAAGAAAGACAUUCUUAAUUCCUGUACUGUUUAACAAUUAUAUUACAGCAGCUCUCAAGCUCCUGGAGAAGUUAUAUAAGGUAAAUAUCAAAGUGAAGCAUGUGGAGUAUGAUACAUUUUACAUUCCUGAGAUUUCCAGUCUUGUGGACAUUCAGGAAGACUACCUCAUGUGGUUCUUGCAUCAAGCAGGCAUGAAGGCUAGACCAUCUAUAAUACAGGAUACUGUCACACUUUGUUCCUACCCUUUCAUCUUUGAUGCCCAAGCCAAGACCAAAAUGUUACAGACCGAUGCUGAACUACAGAUGCAGGUGGCGGUCAAUGGAGCUAACCUGCAGAAUGUCUUCAUGCUUCUCACCUUGGAGCCUCUGCUGGCCAGAAGCCCCUUCCUGGUCCUUCACGUUCGCAGGAACAAUCUCGUUGGAGAUGCCCUAAGAGAGCUGAGCAUUCAUUCUGAUAUUGAUUUGAAAAAGCCUCUCAAAGUAAUCUUUGAUGGUGAAGAAGCAGUGGAUGCUGGUGGUGUCACAAAGGAGUUCUUUCUUUUACUGUUAAAAGAACUUUUGAAUCCUAUCUACGGAAUGUUUACCUACUAUCAGGAUUCAAAUCUCUUGUGGUUUUCAGAUAAGUGUUUUGUAGAGCACAACUGGUUUCACUUGAUUGGCAUAACCUGUGGACUAGCCAUCUACAACUCCACUGUGGUCGACCUCCACUUCCCAUUGGCUCUCUACAAGAAGUUACUGAACGUGAAGCCUGGCUUGGAAGACCUGAAGGAGCUCUCACCCACUGAAGGAAGGAGUCUUCAAGAACUUUUAGAUUACCCUGGGGAAGAUAUUGAGGAUACUUUCUGCCUCAAUUUCACGAUAUGUCGAGAGAGCUAUGGUGUGAUUGAACAGAAGAAGCUGAUACCUGGGGGGGACAAAGUAACUGUGUGCAAGGAUAACAGGCAGGAGUUCGUGGAUGCUUACGUGAAUUACGUCUUCCAGCUCUCAGUUCACGAAUGGUACACAGCCUUCUCCAGUGGCUUCCUAAAGGUUUGUGGUGGCAAGGUGCUUGAGCUCUUCCAGCCCUCCGAACUACGGGCUAUGAUGGUGGGGAACAGCAACUACAACUGGCAGGAACUGCAAGAGACUGCCAUCUACAAGGGUGAUUACUCAGCCACACAUCCCACUGUGAAACUAUUUUGGGAAACAUUUCAUGAGUUUCCAUUGGAAAAGAAGAAGAAGUUUCUCUUGUUCCUGACGGGCAGCGACCGCAUUCCCAUCUACGGCAUGGCGAGCCUGCAGAUCGUCAUCCAGUCCACAACCAGCGGGGAGGAGUACCUGCCCGUGGCCCACACUUGCUACAACCUUCUCGAUCUCCCCAAAUACAGCAGCAAAGAGAUCCUGAGCACACGGCUGACCCAGGCCCUUGACAACUAUGAAGGGUUUAGUUUGGCUUGAGGCGCCCCAGCGUGCCCCAGAUUUCCCUCCCUUCCUCAGUGUCCACAUGGAGGCCCAUACAGAAAACCAUGGGGAAGGGAGUUCUAUUUUUUUAUUGUCUAAGUGGGUUGGGACUUUUGAAUCCUGAACCUGGUUGAUGUGUUUCUGGGCUUGUGAGCAGUAGGCAACCUUUUUGAAAAAUCAGGGGUUGGGGACGGGGGUGAAAAAUUGGCAUUUUUGUUUUUAAACCAAAUUACCUAGUAGUGUUCCUGGCACUUGUGAAUAUGUUGCACUCUGCUGGAGAAAAUGGCAGUGGGUUUUUAACCUCUUAUUUCCCAAAUGUCUCUCUCAGCCCUGCUGUUUGCUCACAGUGCUUCCUGUCCUCCUCAUUCCUCUGCAAGAAUGAUUUUGACUGAUGCGUCCUUUCUCACGUGCACGUGCAGGACAGCUCCUCUCUCUGCAGACUUGGACAUGCUCCUGGCUUGUUGCAGCCCUACUCUAAGGACUGAGGAGGCAAGGACUACUUUAGAAAGUCCCAAAUAUAGCAAGCUGAAUCUGGGUCCAUUAUUUUGGCUGAACUCUGGAGAAUUAAGGGGAGCCUUUAUGAACACAUCUUGCUUUAAAAAGAAGUUAUCAAGGGAGUAGCAAUCUCCCCUUGGCCCUGCCUAUUCCUGGACCUACUUAAAGAUGUGCAGAGCAGCUUAGCAUUGCAGCUGAGCCGAAUUUUGUUUUGUUGUUCAGCCAAGUCCCUUCGGCAAUAAGGUGAGGUGAUAGACUCCUACUCCUUUGGUUAUCUCGCUUUUGGAGCAAGUUGCAUUAAUUUUUUUAAGAGUGUCUUCUCCAAGGAAAGUAGAAAUAAUACACUUCUUGUUCUCUUUCCCUAUCAAUUUAUGCCCUCUGCCUCUUUCUCUUUCCUUCCUCUCCUUCCCUUUCUCUCUUCCCAUCCAAUUGACAUGGGAAGACCUUCAACUCACUUCAUCCCAUUGUUACCUGAUUUAAUGCUCCCUUCCUCUUCUAGUGGAUGCAUGCAGUCUAUUUUUUUAAUUUCUAUUUAAAUUGCAAAGUUUCUAUUUUUUUUUUCUUUUCCCUAAUUGCUAACACUUAAGGACAUUCUUUACUAUGGGACUUUUGUUUAUUGCAUUUGAAAUGUUUGUUUACAGUGGGAUUUCAGGGGGGAUUGUGUUUAGAGCAAAUAUAUGUAUCAAAAAUAACGACAUGCUCAACCUUCUUCAUCAUGGGAUAAGAAAAUUCUACAUGAUCAAAGAAUCCAUGUCAGCCUAAUUUUAAAUUCCUAGUCACUAGAGGAAAGACUUAUUUAUAUAAAAUGAAGUAUUUAUGAACCGUGAUACAGCAUCAGAUCUCAAUGAAGGAUGUAGAUUUUUGCUUUUUUUUUGUUUUUAAAACUUAUUUCAAUUGCUAAAUUGGUAGUUUUUUCAGUCUUUAUAAUACAAGAUUAAAAAAGAUAUAGUUAUAUGAAAUGUUUAUUUUCUAUGUGUGUGCAUAUAGUUCAAUAUAAUGCAAUAAAUUUGGUGUUUUAACUUAAAA